Molecule: messenger RNA, 753 nt
Organism: Gongylonema pulchrum
Lineage: Eukaryota; Metazoa; Nematoda; Chromadorea; Rhabditida; Gongylonematidae
Source: the annotation of a GenBank genome assembly
AUGGCUCGUCGUUAUGACACUCGUACGACGAUUUUUUCGCCGGAGGGACGCCUGUAUCAAGUGGAGUAUGCCAUGGAAGCGAUCUCCCACGCUGGCACUUGCCUUGGAAUUUUGGCUACCGACGGCAUUCUCAUUGCUGCCGAAAAACGAAACGUCCACAAGUUGCUCGACGAUGAGGUGUUAGCUGAGAAAAUUUAUCGGCUCUCGGAUAAUAUAGCUUGCACGGUUGCUGGAAUCACAGCGGAUGCGAACAUACUAAUCAAUCAUCUGAGAUUCUGGGCAGCCGACUACAAGUACAGCUACGGGGAGCACAUACCGGUGGAGCAGCUCGUACAGAUGCUUUGCAAUGAAAAGCAGCGCUACACACAGGUUGGCGGAAAACGCCCUUUUGGUGUCUCGCUUCUUUAUAUGGGCUGGGAUCAGCACUUCGGUUAUCAGCUUUAUCAGUCUGAUCCCAGUGGCAAUUAUACGGGCUGGAAAGCUACGUGCAUUGGCAAUAAUCAUCAGGCUGCCGUUUCACUACUGAAACAGGAGUAUAAAUCACCAACACUGGAUGAGGCCAAGAAACUGGUAAUGAAAGUGCUUUCAAAGACACUGGACGUAAAACUUACAGCAGAAAAAAUUGAAAUGGCAACGUUGACGCGGCGUAACAAUAAGAUCAUUGUUGAGGAUCUGACGAGUGCCGAAGUAUCGCAACUUAUCAAGGAGCAUGAAGAAAAGGAAAAGGAACAGGAAGCUCAGCAAACUGCUUGA